AUGUCAAAAGUUGCAACAAAUUUCGUGAAUCAGUAUAACUUGACUCCUCAGAUGAGUAUAGCUGAGCUUGGUAACUAUGCUGAAAAAAUAUGUAACAAGAUUAAAGAUUAUAAAGCCCGUGAUCACGCUCGAAAUAAAAUCCAGAAGUUAGGAUUUAGCAAAGAUCAAACAUAUGCUUUAAUUCCUAUCCAGGAUUCCGGAAGGCGUGUUACAGGGCGAGAUCCAAUUAAAAAGCUCGCUCAAUAUAUUAAGGAGAAUGAAAAUAAUAUUGAACCCGAAGAGAUAAAUAUGCUAGCAUAUAACUUAGCUAAAACAGCUCCUACA
Acaulospora colombiana is the source of this 324-nucleotide messenger RNA. Lineage: Eukaryota; Fungi; Glomeromycota; Glomeromycetes; Diversisporales; Acaulosporaceae. The record is from the annotation of a GenBank genome assembly.